AUGAGUUUAUUUGAGUGGGUCUUCGGGAAGAGUGUAACUCCUCAAGAAAGACUCAAAAAGAAUCAAAGGGCAUUAGAGAGAACCCAACGUGAAUUAGAGAGAGAAAAGAGAAAGUUGGAAGCACAAGAGAAGAAAUUGAUACAAGAUAUUAAAAAGGCAGCCAAGAAUAAUCAAAUUAGUGCUGCAAAGAUUAAAGCUAAGGAUUUAGUUCGUACAAGAAGCUAUGUAUCCAAGUUCAAUAACAUGCAAACACAGUUACAAGCUAUCUCCUUAAGAAUCCAGGCUGUCAGAAGUAGUGACCAAAUGAGUAGUUCUAUGCGUGAAGCUACAGUUCUUCUUGCAGGAAUGAAUAGAUCUAUGAAUUUACCACAGUUACAAAAAAUCUCUAUGGAAUUCGAGAAACAAAAUGAAUUAAUGGAUCAAAGACAAGAGUUUAUUGAUGAAGCUAUUGACGGUGUUAUGGAAGAUGACGAAUUCAAUGAAGAUGAAGAGGCCGAUGAGAUUGUUAAUAAGGUUCUGGAUGAAAUAGGAGUUGAUUUGAAUACUGAAUUAGCAAAUGCACCAAAUGGACAAUUAGGAUCGGCUGUUGGUCUUGAGGAGUCUCAUCAGAUCGCAAACCCAAAGUCUUUGUUGGCUGAAGGUGGAACCCCUGGUGGAGGACCAUCUGAUCCAGAUAGUGACCUACAGGCCCGUUUAGAUAGUCUGAAGAGACAAUGA
Molecule: messenger RNA, 717 nt
Organism: Maudiozyma barnettii
Lineage: Eukaryota; Fungi; Ascomycota; Saccharomycetes; Saccharomycetales; Saccharomycetaceae
Gene: DID4
Product: ESCRT-III subunit protein DID4
Exons: 1
Coding region: 1-717 (238 amino acids)
Biological process (GO): protein transport; late endosome to vacuole transport; endosome transport via multivesicular body sorting pathway
Cellular component (GO): ESCRT III complex; multivesicular body
Source: RefSeq, a predicted model, not a curated record